Molecule: messenger RNA, 483 nt
Organism: Nerophis lumbriciformis (worm pipefish)
Lineage: Eukaryota; Metazoa; Chordata; Actinopteri; Syngnathiformes; Syngnathidae
Source: RefSeq, a predicted model, not a curated record
AUGGAGAAUGAAGGAAACUCCUCUCAUGAUCCACAGUUGUCGGAGCAAACGCAAGCAUUUGUGAAAGGCCCUGAACAUCUAGAAAAUGUAUACGUAGAUAAGGAAGCAGUGUAUAAGCUGACAGAGGGCUUGCUCUCCCACUACCUACCUGGCUUGCAGAACUCCAAACGUACCCUCCAAGAACUUACACAAAAUCAGCUAAUAUUGUUGGACACGCUGGACCAAGAAGUCACCAAAUUCCAGGAGUGCAACGCCUUACUUGACCUGAAUUCAUUGUUUACAGAAGCCAAAGUUUACCACAACAAACUGGUAAAUAUCAGGAAAGAGAUGAUGUUGCUUCAUGAAAGGACAACAAAACUGAAGAAAAGAGCUUUAAAGCUGCAGCAGCAUAAACAGAAAGAAGCGCUGGAGAGAGAGCAGCAGCGUGAAAAGGAGCUGGAGAGAGAGCGGCAGCUUAUUGCUAAACCUGCUAAAAGAACAUAA